UACAACAACCAGCAGCUGAAUUAGCAAAAUCGAUUCCCCGAAGAUCCUGACCUUCCGCCAGCGUACUAUGCAGCCCAGAUACUUAACCCAUAUCGAAAGUGGGCAUGGUUCAAGCAAGAAUGGGUCCUCGAAGCCGGAAAAGAAAGACAGAGGUGGUUUGACAACGCAUAAUCUGUAGUAAAGCAGCUCUAGGAGACAGAGUAUAAAGGAAGAUACCCCGUUAAGAUGCUACCGCCACCAGUCAGAAAAGAGAGAUAUCCAGACCUAGCAUUCGAUCGCCAGAGGGAACACAAACGUAUUCGGAUAGACGCUCCGGUCUCUGCCGCUGAUUUGUAUGAACAAUACAUCUCCACCGACCGGCUCCAUGACGACGAGGCAGGCUACGACGAGGCCGUUACGUACUAGCUAUCCCGUUACGAUUCCCAAAGAGAUCUUGCUCGUUUCGCUCUGGACCUGUUUGCAAUCUCGCCCAUGUCGGAUAAGUGUGAACGUCUUUUCAGCAGUGCAAAGCUCACUAUAGUUGAUCGCCGUGGUAGGCUAAAGGCGGACAUUAUAAAGGCGUGUAAGUGUCUCCGGGCUUGGUAUAGAAAGCCCCAGGUCGAGGAGAAUAAUAAUGGUAAGGACUAUGGGAACGACAACGAUUGGGUCGCUAGCUAGUAAUAUAACACACUUUUCUCCGCU
Molecule: messenger RNA, 681 nt
Organism: Truncatella angustata
Lineage: Eukaryota; Fungi; Ascomycota; Sordariomycetes; Amphisphaeriales; Sporocadaceae
Exons: 1
Coding region: 472-657 (61 amino acids)
Source: RefSeq, a predicted model, not a curated record